Molecule: messenger RNA, 1086 nt
Organism: Trichobilharzia szidati
Lineage: Eukaryota; Metazoa; Platyhelminthes; Trematoda; Strigeidida; Schistosomatidae
Source: the annotation of a GenBank genome assembly
AUGUGUGAAAUCGCUCAAUUGAAUGCGUUGCUUAAAAUCACUGCGGCUAAAGUUGAUAUUGAGGAUGAAUUCCUCGGUCACUACAUAAAUAAAAUCAUAAAAAUAAUUACUUCAUCAGAUCUGAACAAACCUGUUACGGAGGAGUUGACACUAUCCAUCAAAUGCUUAACCAACAUAUGCUCAACAUCUCAAGGAAUACGUCUUUUGACUGAAGUACUGUCCGAUGAAAAAAGCCGUGAAGAGUUUACUAACGUUCUCUCACUCAUUGCUUUGAACAGUUCCAGAAACGGUUCCGAUUUAGGAUCCUUGACUGUUAAUUCGAUUUCAAACAUGACUCGGGAUCCCUUGUUGCUAAAUUAUUUUAACAAACAUUUUGAUAAGCAGCAUAUUAUUUCGAUUAUGGAGUCAGAUUUUACCGUCCAGCAAUUCCUUCCGAUCAUUUUGAAUUUAACUACCGAAGACUCAUCACGUCAUGUCAUAUCAUCAACAUUACUACCACGGCUUAUUGAUUUAUUUCCUCAGUUAACGUCCGUUUCAGAUAAAGUUCUUAUAUCUGGCAUCAUAAAAAACUGUUCAUUCGAAGAUGAUCUCCACUGUAAACUGCUUGAUAAAAGUGUGGCUUUUCUUGAUAAAUGGUUAAUUCCCUUGUGUGGUCCAGAAGAUUGUAUUAACAAAGAAGAUCUUGCUGUGUUGCCUAAAUCUGUACAGACUGUUUCUGGCAACCCCAAUAUUCCCCGUUUAUUUUCUGCUGACUUAUGCCUCACUAUUUGCCAAACGUUCUUACAGUUUUGUUCCACUAGUCAUGGACGUACAAUUCUCCGAUCUAAUGGUGUGUAUUUUAUUUUACGUGAGUUACACAAAUAUGUCUCAAUGGUUGAAGGGCAGGUAUCAUCUUCUGAGAGUGGGGAGAAAAAUUUAAUUAAAGAAUUGCUAUUUUAUAUCGAACAGGUGGUAGACCAACUUAUUUGUGAAGAAAAUGAGCGUGAUCAAAAUUACACUGAAUCCAGUCUCAGAGAAAUACCUGUCGAUACAAUGACAAGCGAGAAGCUAGAACGAGCAAAACAAGACUAUUUAGAAUGUAAAUAA